GAGAAGGCGGCGAGGGAGGAGCAGAUGGUGUAUUAGUACGUUAGGUUUAUUUUUCUUGAAGCAUUUGAGAUUUUGUACUGCUAUACAGAAGAUGAUUGAAAUUAUCAUCAUAAAGGUGGAGGAUUCAGGCUAUUUCUGGGGGAGAAUAAAAAAGGGAUUCAGUGAUGUGGCUGAAAAUGAAAAUCAAUAUGAAAGAUUGGAGGAAAAGAUGAACCAGCUAUAUCAGCAGAACAGUGAGGAGCUAGAAGAAAUUAAACUUCCUGUUCUGGAACAAGGCCAGAUCUGUGUUAUUUAUUGCCAUGAACUCCAUUGCUGGUGCAGGGCAGUACUGGAAUCAAUUAUAUCAAGUGGAAUCAAUUACCUUGCAAAGUGUUUCCUAGUUGACUAUGCCAAGCACAUUUUGGUGAAAGCAAAAGAUGUUCGAAGGGCAGUUGAUACUUUUUGGAAGUUACCAUAUCGAGCAAAAAAGUUCACAUUAUUUGGUAUACAGCCAGUUACAUUGAAUAUUAAUAUUUGUGAGGAGAAAGCAAUAAUUGGUCCAGCAGGAAGAUGGGAUAGGGCUGCAAUACAGUAUUUCCAAAAAAUGGCUCAAGAAUCUCAGAUUGCUGAGGCAAAAUUAAAAGGUAUUGCUGGGGAUACUAUUGCAGUUCAACUAUAUCUCACUUUGAAAGAUGGAAAGGUGUGUAUGAAUGAUGAAUUAGUUGCAAAAAUGUUUGCACGCUACAUUUCGCCAAAGAAUCAAAACCUUGUAAAAAGCCCAAAUUCAUCAACAUUGUGCAUGAAGAAUGAAUCACCAGUUAAGAAAACAGUUGUUCAUAAAGCUUUAGCCCUUUGGUCUGAAAUUUUAGAAAUGUCGACAAUAACAGAACAAAACCAAGGUUUUUCAGACCAGGAAUCAGUUGUCCAGUGUUUAAAAGACGAAGAUAAAAAUGCAUUCUCCAAAUAUGUCAGCAAGACACCCUCAUCAUUACAUAGGAGAAAUUCAGUAGAACCGCUCCAAUCAAUUUUUCUCUCAAAAAUGCAGUCAGAUGAAAAUUCAAGGAUUGACCUCCGUAAUGACAGGUAUAAAAGCCGGAUCCCAUCCACAUCAAUUCAGAGGAGCGAUGAAAAGUCAGCAUCUACAAGACUUUUGCAGUUUCUGAACCCAGAUCCAUUGAACACAGAAGCUGUACUUCAUCCACAACAGCCAACCUUGACAAAUGCUUUUGACCAAAGCAAUGGACUCCUGGUGCAUUCUGUUAUCAAACUGACCCCAUGUACUAGAAUGGAAAUGGCACCAAUUUCUCUGGAUUUAAAAAAGGAACUGAGCAAGAAAAAGAUUGAUCUUGAUAUCGUCCAAGCUUACUGCUGGCCAGCCAUAGGCCGUGGUUGUGAUUUAGUUGCAGUAUCACAGAAAGGAGAUAAUCCUCUUUUGUACCUCCCUCCAUUGUUGACACUUCUACAGUUGCCAUCCGUGUACAGUUUCCAACCCAAGCGAAAUUUGCCAGUAGCAAUAAUUGUGUGCCCCGGACAACAGAAAGCCCAUUUUGUAUGCCAGGAAUUAAUUGAUUUGACGCAGUUUUCACGACCACUUAAUCUGUCAUUGCUUUUGGUUGGACAAGAUCCAGAAGAGAGUAAGAAAAUCAAACUUGCCAAAGGAUGUAAUGUAGUUGUUACUACUCCAUACAGUCUUGUACGGAUCCUCAAACAGCACUGCCUAUUUUUCACCAGACUCAGCCAUUUGAUUUUGGAUGGAGUUGAUGUGCUAUUCAAUGAAGCAAUAGAUGAAAUGUCUACUAUCUUACAAAAUUUCAAGGAGGCCACUAAGAUUCCAGAAAGAUGGUCAACUCCACAACAGCUCAUUGCUGUUGGAAAGCAUUGGACAAAAGAAAUGGAAAUUUUGAUAAAAGAAAAUCGAAGUGAUCCUUAUGUUGUUAUAACAGUCAUGGAAGAAGCUGCACUUUAUGGAAAAGUGCAUCAGAUAGUGCAGCUUUGUCUGGACGAUGAGAAAACGUCAUUGUUGUUGACCAUGUUGGACUUCACCUCUGAGAUUUUACAAAAGACUUUGAUUUUUGCUAAUUGUGCCGAGGAAGUUAAUCAUGUGUUUAAAGCUUUGGACAGCAAUUCAAAUUUUUGCAUAAAAGUCCAUGAAGGAAUGAAUUUGCACUUAAGUCAAGUAUUAGAACAGUGGAAUAAUAAAUUCAGCCCUGGCACACAUGUCAUAUUAGUUACAACAGAUGAGUGCCUCCCAGUGCUGGGAAUUACAGAUGCCACCUGUGUAAUCCAUUAUGGUUUUCCUCCAACUCUCAAAAUAUUUGGAGCUCGUCUGUGUUGUAUGGUUGACAACUUUAAUAAUCUGAUUGUAAAGGAAUCAACUCCUCAAAGUCAGUCGAUCAUACUAAUGACUGACAAAAAUGUACCUCAGAUGACCUCCUUGCUGCAGUACCUGGAAAGAACAGAAGCUAACAUCCCUGCUGAACUGUAUAAGUUCAUUUCUGACUUGAAUGACGAAGAUGACAUUUGCAGUGAUAAAUAUUUAUGUAAAUACCUUAAAGCCUAUGGAAUUUGCAGGGACAUUAAAACUUGUGAAAGUCGUCAUAAAAUUCACCCAACUGUGGACAAACCACGAUGUAUUUUAGAUGAAAAGAGGUUGCCUUCUAGUGGAUAUGUUGAGAUAAUUCCAACAUAUGUCAGUAAUGCCUCCUGUUAUUAUGGUCGAAUAAUCCAUAAAAGAAAAAAAUGGGGGGAUUCUCCGACUUCUGUGGAAGACAGCUAUCUAAGACUUCUGAAAGACAUGGCUGAAUACUACAUGGAAGAAAAUCACAGGAAACCGGUGGAGCAAUUAAAAGUGCUUUCCCUGUAUGCACUCAAGGAAAAAAAAUACUACAGGGUGCAAUUAAUAGGAUUACCACAGAAAGAUGGAAGUCCAGUUCUUAGUAGUGCAGAAGUGAAAUACAUCGACAGUGGUCAAGUUGGACAUGUAAUGCAAAAGAAUCUUUUUGAGCUCCCUACCAAGUUCCAAGUUCUACCACCACAGAUUGUUGAAUUUAUUGUAUGCAAUGUGAAACCUAUUGACCAUGAAAAAGAUUGGAAUCCACAGGUAUCGAGAUUUAUUCAGCAAAAGAUCAUCAAUAAACCCCAUGAAGCUAAAAUUGCCCUUGCUCUUGGUAAUACUUUAUGGCUAAACCCUGUGGUACGUCUGACUAAAUUGCCUGAUUUGAAAACCACAAUAUUUGUCUAUAACAUUCGCUCAGAAAUCAUGAAUUCUGGUUAUGGAACUGAUAAUCUGGAGCACAUUGAAAGACUAAAAGACCUCUGCAGGGCAGCUGGAUUUACAGAACCAGAUAAGGAUUCUUCCCAGAAGAAACUCUCUACUUUGGAGGAUGAAAUUAACCAAAAAGCUAUAGAAAAACAAGAUCAUAUUCCAAGCAGUUACAUUCCAGUUGUUGGUGACCUUUGCUUGGCACUCUGUACAACAAACAGGUGGUGUAGAGUGAGAAUUUUAUCAGUGGACUCUUCAAACAAGAACUGCCAUGUAUUAUUUGUGGAUUUUGGGACAUACAGAAGGAUUUCUUCGGACAGAAUUCAACCUUUAAUGACAGACGUUCCUGCACUUCCUUUUCAGGUAGCCACAAAACGAAGAAACACCAUAGAACCCGUUCAAAGAAAACAUCAAAUGCCCAACCCGCAAGAAAAGGAACAAAUCAUGCAAACGGCUACGUGCUGUUCACUACUUGGCAUAAACGCUGUGGGAAAAAACUGGAAUUCAGAGAUUAAGGAGUUAAUAUGGACUAGUUUUCAGGGCAAGGAACUCCAAGUUAAAGUUAUUGAACAGAAUAGAAAUGAAUCAACAUCUUCAUUAAGAACCGCAGUUGUGGAAGAACUCAAAAACUUGAUAGUGCAAUAUCCUGCUGAGGGUGUACCAGAAUCAGAUUACUUACGCUGUCUCUGGAGAUUGCUAAGAUUUUUAUCUACUCCAAAAGAACAAGCUGAUCUAAUGGUUGCAAUGACUCAUUUGGCAAAGAUGCAAGUAAGGGUUUAUGAAGAAGUUGAAAAUCAACAGACUGUCAGCCUCCUUUGUGAAAAGGUUCAGCAGUCUUCAGUGAAUGAGGUUUUGGAAAAAAACUUGGAAGUUGUGUGUCAUCCCAGUGGGAGAUCGGAGAGUAUGAAUUUAAUGUUAGCAAAUGGAAUUGAGUCAACAAUCAGCGGGCUGUUAUCAAGCACGUCCAAUGAAAGUGUUUUAUAUGAAGUUGUAAAUAAAAUGAAGUUUUCACUGAUGAGUUCACAAAAUCUUCAUCUGCAAGAUGAUUCAGUCUUCUCUGAAGGAAAUGAUGAUAUUAAAGAUAUUCCCAGAGAGCAAUCAAGUCGUUCAACAACAGAUUAUAAAAGUUUUCACCCUGAAAUAAAGUGGCAUCAAACAGAUGAUCAUCUUGUGCUAAAUAUAAAAUUGCAAAAUGUUGCACAAUAUUCAUGCAGAUUUGAUCAGUGCAGAGUAAUAUUCAGUGCCUCUGUUGAUGCCAAAUUGUACUUGGCAGAUAUGGAACUUCAAGGCAGUAUUUUAAAAGACAAGUGCUUAUGUAUCAUAAAAAAUGAAGAACCUGUCAUUACGCUGUUUAAAGAGGAGAGAGGUGUGUGGAGCAGUUUGCUGAAAAUUAAGAAUCCAAAUGUUACUUUUGAUUUCAACUAUUUUGUGGAGUCGACAGAUGACGUAUCUCUUCCAAUUUACAAUGAUAUAAGAAGAAAAGAGCAUCAGCUAGUGCUAGAACCCAUGGUCGAUGAAUGGAAUAAUUUUACUUAUGUUUCUGACAGUUCAGAGGAAGAUUACUGAUGAUGCUGGUAUAGUAAGGUCUUGCAUUAAAUGUUCUCUGGGUUAUGCAUUCACCACCGAGUUGGCAAGCAGGCCACUUAAGAAUAGAUUUAAUGUUAGAUAAGUAAAUAUCAUCUUUGAACAACCAAAAUAAAAUAAUGUUUCUCCGCAUUAGUGGAUCAUUGUUUAUCUGAAACAAGGUACUCUGAACUGCCUGUAGACUAGAUUUGUGAUCUGGACCACAGCUGUUCUUGCAGUUUGUGUUUUAAGACUGAAUGGAAUAUGUGUACAUUGCUGGAGCUUGUUUUUAAGCAUCUUGCAUCAUUGCUGAGAAUGCCCAACAGAUUACUUGGAUUAUUCCAAGAGAAGCAACAUCAAAUCUUGUCAUUAUCAUUUUCCCCAUCCAUUCUAUUUGCAAACUGAAAACUCUUUAUCAUAGCUUUGUAGAAAUUGCUCCAGAAAUCCAGAAGUGUGGUAGGCACAUAGAGAACACACAUUUUGGAAUAUCAGAUUACCACACAUUUUGCCAAAUGCGUUCUGUAUUAAUUGAGCCAUCAUAAAUAGAUAUCCUCCACCUCAAACUGAAAAAAACUCCUUGGUACAUUUCUAGUAAACCAUGCAUAUUUUGGAUGAGCCAAGAUUGUGAAUCAUAAGAAAACUCAUGUUAACUUAUUUCACUUAAAGAUGGCACCUGAUAUUGUUUGGAAAUUUAAAUAUUUGGCACAUUACAGUUAAAUAUGUGAUGUAUAAUAUUGUAGUUUGAUUAAUAUUAAUCAUUUUUAUAAGUGAGAUUUCUCCAUGAGCUGCCAUCUAUGUUUUGUACAUAAUUAAAUGCAUAAUCCUUAAAUCCCCAAGUGGCAUAGAAGGAAAAAGUAGGCACAUGGAUAACAGAAAAAUGGAGGGCUAUGUGGAAGGAAAGGGUUAGAUUAGAGUAGGUUAAACAAUUGGCACAAAUUCGUGACCCAAAGGGUCUGUACUGUACAGUAAUGUUCUGUGUUCUGUACUCUGCCUUCUAGUUUGACCUUCCAGAGUAUCACUUAACACUUUGCUAGGCUGAACUCUAUCCACCACUUCUCAGCAUCCUACCGAUAUCCCAUUGUAACCUACAACAGUCCUCUGCACUAUCCACAACACUGCCAACCUUCAUCUGCAAAUUUGGUAACUCUUCCAUUUCCUCAAACAUCAUUUAGAAAAAUCACAAAGAGUCAGGGUCCCAGAACAGAUCUCUACAGAACCCUACUAAUCAGGGUCCCAGAACAGAUCUCUGCAGAACACCACUAGUCACCAAUCUCCAGGUAGAAUACGUACCAUCUACCACCUUCUGCCUUGUGUAGCCAAGCAAAUUCUGAAUCCAUGCAGCCAAGUUUCCCUGGAACCCAUGCCUCAUGACUUCCUCUGAGUAUACAAUGGGGAACCUUAUCAAACACCAUACUAAAAUCCAUCUACUACUCUACCUUCAGCAAUUUGUUUUGACACUUCCUCAAAGAAUUCACUCGGGUUUGUGAGGCACAGCCUACCCCUCACAAAGCCAUGCUGACUAUCCCUAAUCAGACUAUGCUUCGCCAAAUACUUGUAAAUCCUGUUUCUCAGGACCCUUUCCAAUAGUUUGCCCACCACGUAUGUAAGAUUCAUUGGUCUAAUUCCCAGGAAUAAGGAAUAACAUUUGCCACUCUCCAAGCUUCUGGUACCACUCCUGUGGCCAGUGAGGACACAAAGGUCAUUGCCAAAGGUUUAAUAAUCUCUUCCCUAGUUUCCUGAAAUAAUCUGGCAUUUGUCCCUCCAGCCCCAGGGACUUAGUGUACCUAUUCUAAUGAUUAUAAAAGGUUCCAGCACAUUCUCUUUCUUACCAGUAACAUGUUCUAGCAUAAUAGCCUGUCUUCACAUUCAUCAAAGUCCCUUUCACGAGAUGAAUGCUGAUACAAAGUAUUCAUUAAGGACCUUCCCUACCUUCUCUGACUCCAGAUAUGUGUUUCCUCUUUCAUUUCUAAUUGGUCCUACCCUUACUGUAGCCAUCCUCCUGAUGUGCAUAAUCAUGUAGAAUGCCUUGGGAUUUCCCUUAAUCCUCCUUGCCAAGGCCUUCUCACAUUCCCUUCUAGCUCUCCUAAGUACCUACUUAAGCUCCUUCCUGGUUACCUUACCCAGAGCCCUGUCUGAUCCUUCCUUCUUAGCUUUUAUAUUUUUCCUACUUUUUAUUUUCCUAUUCCUCCUCUGUGAUAUUCAGCGAUUCUCUUAAAUGGAUCUUGUUGAUGUUCUUAUAUUUCCACCUAUUUUUCUAUUUAUUACUAAAUACAUUUUAUAAUCACUUUUGUAAAAUAGCUUGCUUAAGACUAUGACUGGAAGAAAAAGUAUAUUUGCACCCUCCGAAGCUAAUUAGUGCCAACCUACUCUUGAUCUGCAUGUGCCCAGUAGGGACCAUGGAUUUAAAUGAAACAAACCUUUGCUGCACAUAAUUUUUGGUCAAGCACAUUUUUGUUUUAUUCCUUUCAGGAUGUGAGCAGUAUUGCCAAGGGGUCAGAAUUUAUUGAUGUUUGUGAGCUGCUGCUUUGAAACAGCAAUGCAAUUCUUCUGGUGGAAGAAGGAGCUGCUCAUUUUGUACAAAAAACAAUGAAAGAAUGCCAGUAUAUUUCCAAGCCUGAAUGGUGUGCAUCUUAAAAGUGCAAAAGGGAGGUGGUGUGCUUAAUUUUACCUUAAGCCCAUGUCUGCAGUGACAAUUUAAUGAGCUGAAGCGAUAGAGUUGGAGUAGCUUGGGCGAGUAUUGUGGUGUGCUUUAGAAGUUACAUGUGCAGCCAGUGUGCAUUGGUACUCGAAGGAAUGACAGCUUAUUCUUUGACAACCAGUUAAGAGAGUGUUUUGUCCUGGAUGGUAAUUAGUAUUUUAAGUAUUGUUGGAUCUUUGUAAAUGGAGAGUAUGCCAUCAGACUUCACCAUCAGUUAGAUGUUGUAAUGGUUAUGAAGAAUUAGAAUGUGACAUUAACAAAAUGUUAAUGCCAAGGCUGUGAAGUGUGAUUAUUCAGUCAAAUCUGUCAAAAUUAGAGACAUUUUCCCGUUGAUUUUUGUGGCUAUUCCUCCAUUCAAUGGCAAUUUUUUAAAAUUGUCUUUUUUUUUUAAAGUACUAUAUUUGAUUCUUCCAGAAAUUAGUUAGGGCCAUUAAUUGUACUGGAAUGUAAAUAUUUGGAAAAGAUUGAUUCUUUGUGAUAACUUCAUUUAUUGAGCCAGAUCUGUGACAGUUAUGAAAGGAUUUUCACAUUUCAAGCUUUCCUUUUAUGAAAAGAAUUGCAGCAGAUCAGUACAUUAACUCCACUUGGAUGCCUUAAUGUUUUUCUUGACCUUUUCAAUUGACCUAUGCUCAACAAUUUAAGAGGAUAUUUCACAUUUCUGAAGAACCAGUUUAUAACUUUUAAGUUUAAUUUUACUUCUCAACAAAGGGAAUAGUUCCAGGAUUUCAUAGACCAGCUUUUUAUUCCUAGUAUCCAAUUUGUAAAUGUAUUCAAUCUUAAAUAUUGUCCUGCUUUCUUUCCAGCAUUUAAACCUGCAAGUAGUAGUAUAUGGUUAUGUUUACAAAAAUAUCCUUGAUAGCUCUAAACCAAAUUUACGACACAAAUAUUCCUUCUUAGCCCCAAUGGUCUGUGCUGAGUUUAUGCUCUGCAGGAUUUCUCACACUUAAUCUAUUCAUACAAUACUCCUAGCGAUAGCAAACUCUGUUCUGUAUUGCUGUACUUUGUUCCCAUUUCCCAUUAUGAACACUAUGAAAAAUCUUAAAUUUCCUGCAGCAUACUUUGCAGUACAUUUACAUAUUAUGAUUAUUGCAACAGCUUGUAUUUGUACGUGGACAAGAAGGAGAAUGUUAUGUAUAUGAUCCUUGAGAGUGCCUGCUGUUCAGUCAGAAUAUAACUUGCCUGAUUUUUACCUUUUGUUUUCUCUGUAAUCUAGAAAGCAACUAUCUUAGCCUUCAUUGGCACAGACUCCACUACUUGCUGAUAAAACCAAGGAACCUGAAUCCUUUGGAAAAGAAAUUCCACUUAAUCUGUUUGAUCACUCCUUGUAAAAUAAUUCUUAUCUUGGGGUUCAACCU
This is a messenger RNA of Mobula hypostoma (lesser devil ray), 8857 nucleotides long. RefSeq names its product tudor domain containing 12 (gene tdrd12). Lineage: Eukaryota; Metazoa; Chordata; Chondrichthyes; Myliobatiformes; Myliobatidae. Bases 92 to 4807 code for a protein of 1571 amino acids. The transcript is spliced from 38 exons. The record is from RefSeq and is a predicted model, not a curated record. Gene Ontology annotation, molecular function: nucleic acid binding; ATP binding. Gene Ontology annotation, biological process: germ-line stem cell division.